Mycotypha africana is the source of this 1363-nucleotide messenger RNA. RefSeq lists its product as uncharacterized. The coding region runs from base 222 to 1001 and encodes 259 amino acids. The record is from RefSeq and is a predicted model, not a curated record. The transcript has a single exon. NCBI's taxonomy places the organism in Eukaryota, Fungi, Mucoromycota, Mucoromycetes, Mucorales, Mycotyphaceae.
UUUUGCAUAUUCGGCUGGCGUUAAGUUUAUAAUUUACUAAAUAAGUUUCUCAAAGUCUUUACAAGAAACACAAUGUACCUAAACUCCCUAGAUAUUGUAAGAAAACUAAGCCCAAAUUUGAUAGUAGUUGCAGUACGACUUCCGUAAUACUAAGGUUUAUUAACGCGUAUUGUUGAGAUUUAGAUUAUUAUAGACAUACUUUACUACUUUGCUAUGACAAGAUGAAGCUGUUAAACUUGAUGCAAAUGCAUAAUUUAUCACUAUGGGUGCAGUUGUUUUCUUUGAAGACUUUCUUCGAUUUGGAGAAAAACAAAAGAAAAAAUAGGGGGAGGGGCGAAAUUUUUUUUUUUUUUUUUUUGUUAAAACUGCUCUUUCCGCUCAUCUCCAUGAUCCAACGAUGUCAAAGUAGAUUCGCCUUCUCAAGAUUAGGGUGGUAUACAACCGCUAUAAAAGCCUUGAUACCAGAUAAAGAGCUGGCUGCGAUUACAACGCGGUCGAUUCGCCCUUUCGCAAAUUUAACAUCAACUAUCGUCAAGACCGAACUAGAAGACGUCGCCACGACUUCAACAACUAUUCCUGUAUCAUUAUCUCGCAAUAUACCUCAAAUUGUACAACCAAGUGUAGUCCCGGUCGUCUCUGUUCAACGCGUUUCAGCUACACCAGAGAACGUCGAAUAUCAUCGUUGUGCUGGUUUCAAAAAGUCGGACGGCAGGCGUUGUAAUAGACUUGUACGAGUGGAAAGCGUCUCUGCAUCAGCCGAUCAAGCUUACCAUUAUUGUCACGAUCACCUUCCUCAUCCUAUAGCGGACAAGGAUAGACGCGAUAAUAGAGGAGGAAAACAUACAGAAGCAGAAAGUUUACCUUUUGCAGAAAAGAAAAAGCCUGCCAAUGUUCCUGUUACUGAGAAAGAUCGGCUAGCAACACCGGUAAAGGUACCAGGCUCGCAAAAAAUUUAUGAUUGUUGGGAUUGUAAGAUCCAAAAGCUUCCGUUAAUGAAAUAAUAAUGCGCAAAAGGCAACUAAUGGAUCACCGCCCUUUCUUUUAUCUAUAUUUAUAGUGUGGAUAACACCUCGUAUCAGUCGCGUGAAAAGGGAGAUGAUCAAACAAGAAAUGCAACGACCAUUAUCGAUUCGAGAUAAACCUGGUUACAUUUAUGCGUAUCAAUUAAACGAAGGUCGUUUAUCAGGAGUCAAGAAUUUUGCGUAUUUAAAGAUUGGCCGAACGACCGAUCCCCAUCGUCGAAUGUAUCAGAUAGCCAAUACCUGUGAUCUGGUACCAAAAAUAAUAGAGCUGUUCCCCAGUUUUCCUAAAUCAAAUGGGCCGAUGAUGCCUAACAACCUGGAAGCUUUAGAGGAAGAAGUGU